AUGCCACUGACCUCGCCCUCCCUGCCCUUCAUUUUCCAGAUCCUACCAAGCCUCUUCCUCGCCGCCGGCGCCCUCUUCCCCGCCUUCUCCUCCCACUGGCUCGCAUCCAAGGGUCGCGACGAAGAGUGUCUCUCCUCCCUCCCAAGCUCUGCCAACUCCCGGCAGACGACCCCCGCAUCUGGCAGGAGUACCUCGACAUUCGCAUCGAGGUCGCCUCCCAGAAGGAGAUGGUCGAAUCAAGCACCCGAAUUUGGGUGGCAAGCAGGGCUCAAGGUCGACUUGGAUAGGGAGGUUGUUCUAUGGCCAGACUUGCCCAGGACUGGCCGCUACAAGCGCACGCUUGUUGGCAUGGGGCUUAUGUCUGUGCAGCUCUCGGCCGGUCCGAGCUUCACUCGCUAA
Molecule: messenger RNA, 399 nt
Organism: Gloeophyllum trabeum ATCC 11539
Lineage: Eukaryota; Fungi; Basidiomycota; Agaricomycetes; Gloeophyllales; Gloeophyllaceae
Exons: 3
Coding region: 1-399 (132 amino acids)
Source: RefSeq, a predicted model, not a curated record